This is a messenger RNA of Drosophila mauritiana, 4048 nucleotides long. RefSeq names its product SEC14 domain and spectrin repeat-containing protein 1-B. The record is from RefSeq and is a predicted model, not a curated record. NCBI's taxonomy places the organism in Eukaryota, Metazoa, Arthropoda, Insecta, Diptera, Drosophilidae. Bases 257 to 3439 code for a protein of 1060 amino acids. The transcript is spliced from 10 exons.
AAUUCCACGCGGGCGGACGGGGCGGAUGAACGAUAUCGGUGGUGUCUUGUCGGUUUUAUUCAGGUGUCGAAAAGAGCGAUAAGAACUGAAUUCGUUUCGAAAUACUGAGAACUAUUCCAAACAGCCAACUGCAAACAAAAAGAAAAUCCUAAUCCCGCGUUGUCGCAGCAGCAAAAUGUUCGCGGCGACAAGAGGCUCAAUUAGCAUUUAGAAAAGCCGCUUGGUCAUCGCGAUCCCAUCAUUAAACUCCCUAUAGAUGGAGGAGGACGUGCUGAACGCCCUGCAGACGCGCAGUGCCUACUUAUCCGGCGGAUUCGAUCGCCAGAAACGCAUCAUCUUCGUUGUCAACGCGUUCAACGAUCUGCAGCUGUGGAAUCGCCGCUAUCUGCAGGUGACUCUGGACUAUCUGAAGCGGUCUCUCAGCGCUUCGGUGUUGCAGAAUGGCGUGAGUGUGGUGGUCAAUGCCCAGGAGAGCAGUUCGCGGAUAUCGCGGCAGCAGGUGCGCCAGAUUUACGCCCUCUUUGGGGGCGACAUCAAUGUGGAUCUGUAUCUAGUCAGGGCGGAGGGCUUCUGGGAGAAGCAUGUGGAGCCGUGCACCAAGUCCCAGGUCAAGGGAGAGCCGCUGGUGCUGUCGAAGGCGAGGCUGUUCAAGUUCAUAGAGCCGCAGAACCUGCCCGAGGAACUGGGCGGCACCUUGCAGUUCAACUACGAUCUGUGGCUGCAGCAGCGCAAGUCCAUCGACGAGUUCACCAAGUCGCAUGUGCAGACUUUGUCUUCGAUGGAGAAACUGUUGGCUCUUCUGCGGGAGCACAAGUCUCUGCGGCCGGCGGAAGCGGAUGUGGAGCUGAAGAAGUGCGCCCAGAUGCAUGCCGGUGUGCAAAACGACAUAGAGACCGCCAUCGACUUGGGUAACGCGAUCUUGGCCCGCUUCAACGAGGUCUACGAGACGCAUUCACCGCCGCCACAAGCGGUCGCACCUGCCUCGGAGUCCCCUGUGGGUCCCCCGCCCAUCGCUGCCCACUCCGCCAGUGCAGGUUCCCCCCAGAAGCCCCUCCUGCCGCCCGACCUCGUCUGUGAACGCGCCCGCAUCGAGUUGCGAUUGAAUGAGAUCGAAAAGAAGCAGACGGCCAUCCGGACUGCAUGGCUGGAACUGCUCCGAUCUCUGAGGGAGGCACGCGAACUCAGCACUUUGGAGGAGGGGGUGUCCUUCGUCACCAAUUGGAUCCUGCAGGAGGCCGAGCUGUUACUCAGUCGCCAAAGGAGCGUGGCAGGUGAUGUUAGGGGAUGUGAGGCCCUGCGUUCUGCGCACGACCAACUGGAACUGGAGUGCCGGGAAACCUACGGUUGCUAUGCAGAGCUGCUCUACAAGAUCGAAAAGUUUGCCGCUGAAAGGCAGUCAUCAUCUAAGGAUAUGGACCGAUGCCAGGAUCUUCUCUCGCAGCGAGACUUCAUGCAGUUUGUGUGUCGCUCCUUUGCAAAACGAUUGGAGCGACGAAGAAAUGUCCUGAUGACCGCCCUGAGGUUCCAUCGCCUCCUCGAUCAAUUUGAGGAAUUGCUUGCUACCGGUAACCAUGUGGUGGAGGUGGACAGUCGAUCGCUUGACUGGCCCGAGGCGGAGCAGCUACUCAUGCAGCUCAAUAACAACCAGGAAAUGUUGGGCCACGUCGAGCGCGAACUUGUGCGUGAAGGUGAAAAGCUGAGCGACAUGCUGGCCAUGCCGGUGAAAGACGCUCUGGGCCGUGACCUCCAGCUGGACUACAGUGCCGAGAUCGCCCAGCUGCGCAGGCAGAUCGACGAGAGCCGGCGUCGUCGUCAGGUGUGCGGACAUCGGCUGGCGCUGCAGCGGCUCACCUUGGAGCAGGUGACCCACAUCCACGCCUACGAGGAGGACGCGCGGCGGGCGCGGGACUGGCUGCAGGAGUUGUAUGCCGUCUUGCUGCGCUGCCACUCCCAUGUCGGCUGCAACAUCCACGAGAUUCAGCUGCAGAAGGACGAGUUGCAGGGGUUCGAGGAAACCGGACGGAGCAUCUACCACUAUGGCUGCCAAUUGCUGGAGGCAUCCCAAACGCUGCGCCUCUGCUGCAAACUGGAACCAUCAGCAUCUAGGUCACAAAGCAAUCCCAGUCAGGGUUUCAUUAGUGACGAACUGCAGCACACGUGGCACAGUCUACAGUCUGUGGCCCAGGAGCAAAUGACCAGACUGCGCGUCUCCGCCGUUUUCCACCGCAGUGUGGAGGCCUAUUAUCGCCAGCUGAGGGAACUUCGGCCCCUUUUGACCAAGGAACUAUCCGCGCAACUGCAGCAGCAGCAGAGACAGCAGCACAACCGCAGCAGCAGUGGAAUAAGUAGCGAUGCCGAGGCAGAAUUGGAAUCGGAGCUGUCUCCUUUGGGGGAGAUGCCUCCGCGAUUGCAGAGGCACUUGGUAGCCAGGGAGCAACUGCUCGUCGAAGUGGGCAGAAUGGUCAGACUGGGAAGACUGCUGAAGAAGCGACUCAAGGAGCCCUUCGUUCUGGACGCAUUAACAGGAAAGAGUGUCGUGGCCGAUGAACUACCCCUGGACUGCACUGCACCAAGUCCACUCCACGACAGUGGAAGGACCAGCAGUGCUGGAAGCGAGAUACCCGGGGAAUCCCUGCCAGCCACUAUGCAAGUGGUGCCCACAGGCAGCAACGAACUGGCCUGCGCCGCCAUUUCCCACAAGCUGGGAGCCAUUGCCGAGGUGGCCGAGUCCCUGGACGCAGUCAUCCGGGAUGUCCAGCAGCAGGAGGGCGUCGUUAGCAAUGGAAUCAGCAAUGGCACUGGAGGACAUGGCAUCAAAAAAUUGGGAAGCAUUGAAGAUUGGCAAUCCCGCUCCACCGAGGACGAAUCCUUCGCCACUGCCUCCGAAGGCAACUUUACGCCGAACUCGCACUCCUCAUCCUUUCAAACAGCCUCGGGACGCACUAGCUCCUACAUAGGAUCGGCCAAGAACUCCUUCGAUGAGGCGGACGACUCAACUUUAAGCACAUUCGAAAUACCCGAACUACCACCUUCGCCAGUCAAUAUGUCCUUCGAUAGCUCCGAAAUAAGCUACUUCUCCGCCCGCCAGCAGAGGAUGAAAAGUGAGGAUCAGGACAGUGUGGCUGGCGUGGCAGAGCUGCACAGUCAGAGUGUAACGCCCACUCCGGACGAAGAGCAGCAACACCUGCUCCUGCCACUACCAUUGCCGCAGGCCAUCGAAUCGGACAGCGAGGUGGAAGGAUUCAGUUUGGCCACUGGCAUUACGACGGAGCAGGCGCCCAGGAUGUCCAACGCCCACACGCCGGAGGUGAGCUACCCAUCCGCCGAUAACACCGCUCCGGCUUCAACUAACCCCAACGAAUCGAAACCGCCGCCCUCCUGGCGACGCAGCAAAUACUACGAGAACAUAACGAAACAGACGAUCAAGGGAUUUCUCUGAGAGAUCUGGACCAGCUGUCCCAGCUGAAAGAUGAACACAAAACGAUUUCCCGCCCAAUUAACCAGCGCCAUUUGCUUCUCUGCCGAUCCUCGACAUUCUUGCCAUUAAUUAGUUGGCAUAUUAUUUUUGCUGUUUUCCCAAAACCAAUUUUAGCCCAUGAGCUAAAAGUUUUAGCCUGUUUUGUUUUGUUUGCCAAUUUACUUUGCAUGAUUGUUCACUGUUUUCUACCAAAAUUUAUUAGUUCGCUUGAACUUUAGCUUAAAAGAUAUACUAAAAUGCCUGCGCAGAAGGUUUUUAAAUAUUUUAUGUUUGAAAAAUGUCUUGCUUUUAUUUUCUCUGCUUAUAGUAGUAGAAAUAUUUAUUUAGUUAGUUCAAAUUAAGUCUAAGGCUUGCAAAAUUAGAGAAUUCCCAAAUGGUUAGAAAAUAUAUUUCAUAUACUUUAAGUAAGAACCUUUGUUCAGUUACAGCCAGUCGAAAUUUUUGCCAUUAAUCGUAUGUUUAAUAUUUAUUUAUAACUAUUUCUCCCACACAGUCACAAAACAUAGUGCAAUUAAUAUCGAACAUGUUUUACCCCAAAAAUAAAGCUAAUCAUUUAUAAUUUUUUUAAAA